GAAAUCCCAAAAAAUCGGCUCUUACCACAUUUUCCCGCCUAGCACAUCUAUCUACCCACCACCACAAAAAGCAGAGUCCAUCGAAAAUGUCCAAUGAAGCGAACCGAGAAUUAGCUAGAUUAUGGCGUGUUUCCCGAACCGUCCACGAGAUGGUUAGAGAUCGAGGGUACUUGCUUGCCGAUUAUGAGAUCAACGUUUCGUUCGAAGAGUUCAAGGACAGGCAUGGUGCGACUGGAUCUGUCGACCGUUCCAACAUGAGCUUCGAUGCCAUUCACGAGAACGACAACACCGACAAAAUCUUUGUGUACUUUUGCGCGGACAAGAAUGUCAGCAAGGCUUCUAUGAAGACUUUUAUUGGUUCUAUGGACAAGAUGGGUGCUAGGCGAGGAAUCAUCAUCUGGAGUGAAAAGAUGUCACCGGCGGCCAAAAAGACAUUACAAGAAAUGCAGUCCGAGUAUCACCUCGAAGAUUUCCCAGAAUCCGACCUUCUCGUCAACAUCACCAAACACUUCCUCGUCCCCAAGCACACCGUCAUGAAGCCUGAAGAAAAGUCUGCUCUCAUCAAGCGAUACCGGUUGAAGGAGACUCAGUUACCACGUAUCAUGAUCACCGAUCCCGUGGCCAAAUACUACGGCUUGAAGAGAGGACAGGUUAUGAAGAUUGAGCGAGCGAGUGAGACUGCUGGACGGUACAUUACUUACCGUAUUUGCAUGUAAAGAGGUUUUGGUAGAUGACAGUAAAGUAGUUUCGGGAUAUGGAUUUGUUUUCAUCUAUUAUUGCAUGAUAUGUAUAA
Cryptococcus deneoformans JEC21 is the source of this 793-nucleotide messenger RNA. RefSeq names its product DNA-directed RNA polymerases ii 24 kda polypeptide, putative. The transcript has 7 exons. Gene Ontology annotation, cellular component: RNA polymerase II, core complex; RNA polymerase I complex; RNA polymerase III complex. Bases 87 to 716 code for a protein of 209 amino acids. Gene Ontology annotation, biological process: DNA-templated transcription. NCBI's taxonomy places the organism in Eukaryota, Fungi, Basidiomycota, Tremellomycetes, Tremellales, Cryptococcaceae. Gene Ontology annotation, molecular function: DNA-directed RNA polymerase activity; DNA binding. The record is from RefSeq and is a predicted model, not a curated record.